CAUGUAGGUUACCCUUGGUCUCACAUGUUACUUCCUCAACUACUGGGAUCGAUGGCGCAUUGGACCGAAAGACACGGAAAUCUACAUCGUCGUUCUCUCUUUAGUUUCAAUAUUCCUGAGCAUCUUCUGUUUGUUCGUAUCCCUGAUUACGAUACCUCAGAGCAUCAACAUGCAUUUGCCAUUCUGGGUCGACUUCUUAUGGUCCGGCAUGUGGUUUGUUGCCUUUGGACUCCUCGUCAAGUACUUGAACGAUAUACAAGUCUGCGGGGCAGCAUUUACCUGGAGUGACAUACAAGACGGCGGGUUCUGCGGGAAAUGGAAAGCAGACUUGGCGUUUGCGUUCGUCGGUGCAAUGCUUUGGCUUGUGAGCUGUGCGUUGGGGUAUGCAGGAUACCGGCAGGUCAAACAGCAGGAGAUGAGCGAUGCUGUUGCCGAUGCCGAGAAGAAGGCUACUGCUGAGGCUGAGAAGAAGGCUACUGCUGAGGCCGAGAAGAAGGCCAAAGAGUCGCACAAGCCAAAGCACUCGGAUACCAGGUCUAUGUCUGCUGCUCAGGAGUAAGUCGGAGGAUUAAUUUUACUGCUAACUUUGCUAAUUUGGAGUAGGUGGAGAUAUAGAGUCGAACAGUAUCAUCGAUGAGACUUCCAGGCUUGAUCUACGUCGUGGUGUUGGCGAAAUGCGGUUAGUAUUUACGCGCAUGGUCAGGCGUCUACAGUCAUCGGAGAUGCAUCAAGAAUGCUCAUUGAAGGGGCAUUAUCAUAU
Messenger RNA from Pseudovirgaria hyperparasitica, 760 nucleotides. RefSeq lists its product as uncharacterized. Bases 170 to 559 code for a protein of 129 amino acids. Lineage: Eukaryota; Fungi; Ascomycota; Dothideomycetes; Acrospermales; Acrospermaceae. The record is from RefSeq and is a predicted model, not a curated record. The transcript has a single exon.